Molecule: messenger RNA, 4138 nt
Organism: Pisolithus orientalis
Lineage: Eukaryota; Fungi; Basidiomycota; Agaricomycetes; Boletales; Pisolithaceae
Exons: 24
Coding region: 1-3825 (1274 amino acids)
Biological process (GO): double-strand break repair; telomere maintenance via recombination; telomere maintenance via telomerase
Cellular component (GO): condensed nuclear chromosome; nucleus; Mre11 complex
Molecular function (GO): single-stranded telomeric DNA binding; G-quadruplex DNA binding; double-stranded telomeric DNA binding
Source: RefSeq, a predicted model, not a curated record
AUGUCGAGUCUGAACAAGCUAGCAAUUCGGGGCAUUCGGUCGUUCGACGACAAGCAAAUAUCUGUCAUCGAGUUCUUCUCGCCAGUGACUGUCAUUGUCGGCCACAAUGGCAGUGGAAAGACGACCAUCAUCGAGUGUCUCAAGUACGCCACGACUGGCGACCAGCCCCCUAACACACGCGGCGGCGCCUUCGUGCAUGACCCCAAAAUGGCCAACGAGAAGGAGGUAAAGGCUCAGGUGAAACUGAGAUUUCACGCCGCAAAUGGGAACAGGAUGCUCGUAGUCCGCAACUUGUCAGUAACAGCAAAGAAGACAGGGUUAACUAUGAAGACUUUGGAAAGCAUCCUUGCACUUGCAGACAGCAACGUUGAGAAAGGAGGAAAGAGAGGGGCUAUUUCGACCAAGUGCGCAGAGAUAGACACAGAAAUCCCUCACCUCCUGGGCGUAUCCAAGUCUGUCUUGGAGAACGUUAUUUUCUGUCAUCAGGAGGAUUCUUACUGGCCUCUAGCCGAACCCUCAAUUCUCAAGAAAAAAUUCGACGACAUAUUUGAAGCCACGAGAUACACCAAAGCCCUCGAAUCCAUCAAAUUGCUCCGCAAGGACCGCAUAGCCGACCUAAAGGCUGAGAAAGAACGACUAGAGUCUUUAGCAAAGGAAAAGGCCCAUGCCGACAAACUUCGUGCCCGAAUAACCGAUCUCAACUCCGCGAGUACUGAGCAACUCGUCAAGAACAAUGCUCGAUUCUAUGAGUCCGCAACUAAGUUCAGGGAAAUGUAUGUUAAGGUCGAGAACCUGCAGCAGAAAAAGGAGCACUACCAACAAGAGCUCGCGGAUAUGAGGGAAACGGUGCAGGAGAUGGAAGGUUCCGAUGACCAACUCCAGAAUCGCUUGCACAACUUCGACGAGAACAUUGCUCAGCUGAAACAAAAGCGAAGACGUCAUGAAGGGGAACGUCAGGACUUCGAGGACGAGCUUGCCAAGACACGGAGAAUGCAUGUUGAGCUUGUAAAUGAACAAGGAGAGCUUGCUGCUGAAGCUAAGGCUCAUGAACGUCGCAUUACAGAACGCGAAGAACUCAUUCGUGAUAUCAGCGACAAGUACAAUAUCAAGGGUUACAGUCAUUCCCCUCUGGAGCGCGAGAAAGUCAACGAAUUUAUUUCACGACUUACUGAUCUGCAGCGGCGUCAACGUGCAGACUACGAGAAGUUUCAGGCCGAGGCCCACAGUCGAGGACAGUUGCAUACUGAAGUAGAGAGUCUGAAGCUACAACAGAGCAAUGCCCGCGACCAGAUUAAAGAGCGCCAAGCGUCAAUUGCUAUGGCAGAAUCCUCACUGGUAACAAUGCAAGGCCUCGCGUCUGAGUUGCGUACCCUCGUCGGGGAUAUUGGAGAGAAGAAAAGUCGGCUUGAGAAGAUCAAGGGCGAGAUUAAGUCUGCCAACUUCGAUGAACGACUCAGUGAGCGUGUUUCCAAGGCGCGUACUAUGGAAGACAAACGGGAUUCCUUGAACGCGGAGCUGCGCAGUCUGAGCCUGCAGGCGGACUCGCGCGCAAGGUUGGACCUGAAGCGGGCUGAGAUGAAGAGCAAGAAGUCAGAGAUUAAGAAUAUCCUCGAGACGAGCAACCCCAAGUUCCGGAAGCUUGUUGGGACGGACGUUCGAGCGGAGACCAUGGAACGCGAGCUGGACCGGCUCUCUAGAGAGAAGGAUCAGGAGCUUGCAGAGGCAGAGGCAGAGUUGUCUUCUGCCAACAAGGCUCUCCAAAGCUCGGAAACAACACUUUCUCAGGCGAAGGCGCAGCUCAAAAACAAGCACAAAGAGGUUAGAGAAUUUGAGCGGCGCAUUAAGGAAGCCACGGAGUACAACUUCGGAGACGCACCCCUGUUGGAUGCGAUCAAGGAGGCCGAGCGUAUAAUUGCUGAGAAGAAGGAGGAGGCAAGCUUGAGUGCUGGCAUGACUCGAGUAUACGAGAAUCUCUUGAACAUUGGAAGGGUCAGGAAGAGAUGUGCUACCUGUGACCGGCACAUGGAUGCCAAAGAAAUGGCCGUAUUUGAGAAAUACCUCCAAGAACAAAUACGGAAAACUAAGGAGGCUCCGAAGGCCGACAAGGACGAGUCGUCUACCGUGGACGCAUGGGAGACCGAAUUGGUGAAUCUUCGUGACGCGUUGCCUGCUCAAGCAUCAAAAGACCGCAUCCUGAGCUCGGAAAUUCCCGCACUGGAGCAAGAUAUUAAGGCUACAGAGGCUGAGAUCCAGCCUCUAAGCGAUGAUGCGGAGAAGGCUGCCCAAAACGUGGAAAAUAUUAAGAAGGAAAUCAGAGCUAUUGUUGUGCUGAAACAGCAGGCAGCCACCGUCUCGCGCAACCUGAGCGACAUCGACCGGCUCGAAACUGAGACCGCUAAUCUUGAGGAGGAACUAAGGUCUACCGGCAGCGCCAAGACAGCAGAUGACGUGCAAAUGGAACUGGACAAUUUGUCCAGUGAGAUUCGAACAAACGAACGUGAGAGGCAAGCAAUUAUGACGGAGCGUGACCGCUUGAAUUCCUCGUUACGCACCUGCGAGGGCGAGUUGCACAUAAUGGAGAAGAAGGAGAACACCCUCUCCAACCAGAUUCGUGAGAAGGAUCUUACAGAGGAGCGCGUUGACGAAUUGGAUAGCAAACACGCUGAGGCACAAGCUCCUAUAAACCACCUCGAACAAGAACAUCAGCAGGUACAAAACGAGCUUAACGUCAGAGUAGCAGAAGUACAAAGGGCAUCGCAAGAACUGAACAUGAGCGUCGACAAGCUUGACGGUAUUAACAGAGCUGUCGACCGAUACAUCCGCGAGAAGCGCGGACUGCUCUUGACAGAUUGUGCUGAGAAGAUUGAGCGUUACGAGAGCGAAAUCCAAGAAAUUAGCAUCAAGGUCGAGAACAUACGAGAGAACAUAGCAAAGAUCGACAAAGAAAUCAGCGAGAGCGGAAGUUCUAUCUCUAACCUACGGGCCAACCUUCGCAUUCGAAAACUCGUCACGGAUAUCGCAGCGACACAGGCAGAGAUUGACUCUUACGACAUGGAGUCUGCGGCGAAGGCGAAGCGAACAUUUGAAGACCGGUACCAGGCCGAGAAACAGAAGGAGACAGACAUGCAGAGCAAGUACGCUCAUCUUGGAGGCGAAAUUAGUUCGCUUAAUGAAACUUUGAAACAAGUUGAAAAGGAUCUGCGGGAAUACAAGGAUACCAACAGAAGGUACACGGAUCAACUUGUGAAAGUCAAGAUGUCAGAUAUGGCCAACAAUGACCUUGAGAAGUAUGCGAAGGCCCUGGAUAACGCAAUCAUGAAGUACCACAGUUUGAAGAUGGAAGAAGUCAAUGACACGAUGCGUCACCUGUGGAAUAAAACGUACCAAGGGACUGAUAUCGACGGAAUUAAGAUACGUUCAGACGUGGAAGGCGGGGCGUCAAAGCGGUCAUAUAAUUACAGGGUCGUCAUGACGAAGGAUCAGGUGGAAAUGGACAUGAGAGGACGCUGUUCGGCCGGUCAGAAGAUGCUUGCUUCGAUAAUCAUCCGUCUCGCGCUGUCGGAUUCGUUCGGGCAAAAUUGUGGUAUCCUGGCGCUGGACGAACCCACGAACGCAUUGGACGUGGAAAAUAUCGAUGCCCUGGCAGAGAGUCUGGUCGACAUCAUCAACGAGCGGAAAAACCAUUCAAACUUCCAGCUUAUUAUUAUCACGCACGACGAAAAUUUCCUUCGGAAGCUUGGUCAAAGCGAUGUGAUGGAAUAUUAUUGGCGAGUAUCACGAGACUCCAGACAGAAGUCGGUGAUCGAGCGCCAGCGAUUCCGGUGAACGAUGUGGGUGGGUGGGCUUCGUUACUGCGUAUGGACUCAUUGUACAUUACUGCACUACCAUAACACCGACCGGUUUGAUCAGGUCCGAUGUGCUAAUAGUAGAGUCUCCCUUGUUUUGGUCUGCGGGCACCAUGAGUCGGUUAGACGCCUGAGGCCUCCUGAUAAGCAAUGACGCCUUCGCCAUCACUCCAGACCGCUGCGUCGUACCCAGGUCCGGACUAUUUACGUGAUCGGCGUCCCAGGUGGAAUUCCUUGCGUUCAUUAAAGUCCUCGCUCGGAGUGUCCUUAUCGCCCUUAUAACCCCCCCCCCC